GGUCCCCAUAUUCUCAAAAGGUUCUACCUCCUACCCUCCUGAUGACUGGUCCUCCUACCCUCCUGAUGUCUGGCCCUCCUAUCCUCCUACCCUCCUAAUGUCUGAUUUUCCUACCCUCUGGAUGUCUUGGUCUCCUACCCUCCUGAUGUCUGGUUAUCCUACCCUCCUGAUGUCUGGCCCUUCUACCCUCCUGAUGUCUGGCCCUUCUACCCUCCUGAUGUCUGGCCCUCCUACCCUCCUGAUGUCUGGUUCUCCUACCCUCCUGAUGUCAGGCCCUCCUACCCCUUGAUGCCUGGCCUUCCUACCCUCCUACCCUCCUGAUGUCUGGGCCUUCUACCCUUCUACCCCUCCUGAUUUCUGACCCUACUACCCUCCUGAUGUCUGACCCUACUACUCUACUGAUGUCUGACCCUGCUACCCUCCUGAUGUCUGGCCCUGCUACCCUCCUGAUGUCUGGCCCUGCUACCCUCCUGAUGUCUGGCCCUGCUACCCUCCUGAUGUCUGGCCCUGCUACCCUCCUGAUGUCUGGUCCUCCAACCCUCCUGAUGUCUGGUCCUCCUACCCGCCUGAUGUCUGGUCCUCUUACCUGCCUGAUGUCUUCUCCUACCCUCCUGAUGUCUGGUCCUCCUGCCCCCUUAUGUCUGGUUCUCCUACCUUCCUGAUGUCUGGUCUCCUACCCUUCUACCAUCCGGGUGUCUGGGUCUCGUUCCUUCCUGAUGUCAGGUUCUACUACCCUCCUGAUGCCUGGUCCUCCUACCCUCUUGAUAUCUAGUUCUCCUGCCCUCCUGAUGUCUGGCCCAGCUACCCUCCUGAUGUCUGGCCCUCCUGCCCUCCUGAUGUCUGGCCAUACUACCCUCCUGAUGCCUGGUUCUCCUACCCUCUUGAUGUCUGGUCCUCCUAACCUCCUGAUGUCUGGCCCUACUACCCUCCUGAUGCCUGGUUCUCCUAUCCUCUUGAUGUCUGGUCCUCCUAACCUCCUGAUGUCUGGCCCUACUACCCUCCUGAUGUCUGGUUCUCCUGCCCUCCUGUUGUCUGGCCCUGCUACCCUCCUGAUGUCUGGUCCUCCCACCCUCCUGAUGUCUGGUACUCCUCCUCCUCCCUAUAAGCUCACUAUAGGGAAUAUGGUGCAAUUUGGAACUUGGGAAUGCUAUCUGCUGGCCAGCAGGGGGGUUGGCUACCCUCCUGAUGUCUGGUCCUCCUACUCUUUUGAUGUCUGGUCCUCUUACUGUCCUGAUGUUUGGUCCUCCUACUCUCCUGAUGUCUGGUUCUCCUACCCUCCUGAUGUCUGGCCCUGCUACCCUCCUGAUGUCUGGUACUCCUACCCUCCAGAUGUCUGGUCCUCCUACCCUCCUGAUGUCUUGGCCUCCUACCCUCCUGAUGUCUUGUCCUCCUACCCCCCUUACGUAUGGUUUUCCUACCCUCCUGAUGUCUGGUCCUCCUACCCUCCUGAUGUCUGGUCCUCCUACCCUCCUGAUCUCUGGUCCUCCUACCCUCCUGAUGUCUGGUCCUCUUACCCUCCUGAUGUCUGGUCCUCUUACCCUCCUGAUGUCUGGUCCUCUUACCCUCCUGAUGUCUGGUCCUCUUACCCUCCUGAUGUCUGGUCCUCUUACCCUCCUGAUGUCUGGUCCUCUUACCCUCCUGAUGUCUGGUCCUCUUACCCUCCUGAUGUCUGGUCCUCUUACCCUCCUGAUGUCUGGUCCUCUUACUCUCCUGAUGUCUGGUCCUCUUACCCUCCUGAUGUCUGGUCCUCUUACCCUCCUGAUGUCUGGUCCUCCUACCCUCCUGAUGUCUGGUCCUCCUACCCUCCUGAUGUCUGGUCCUCCUACCCUCCUGAUGUCUGGUCCUCCUACCCUCCUGAUGUCUGGUCCUCCUACCCAUCUGAUGUCUGGUCCUCCUACCCACCUGAUGUCUGGUCCUCCUACCCAUCUGAUGUCUGGUCCUCCUACCUUCCUACCCUCAUCUCGUGCUUCAGCUUUAUGGGGGUUUAUUAUGCAAAGACUUUUAUGCAUUCACAAUCACACUCCCUGUUUAUAGUAGGGUUGGGGCAUGACUUCCCUUAUGCCUCCACAAUCACAUUCCCUGUUUAUUGUCAGGCUGGGGCAUGACUUUCCAAAUGCCAAGUCCUAUAAAAAUACACUAAAAAUACACUAUAAAAUGCUGAUCACAAGACAAUGCGUAUUAGGCUACAGUAGACUACUACUGAAAACUAAAUAUUUGGCUUAAGACUUUAGUUGAUUGUAUUUGUUAAAAGAUAACUGUUAAUGGGGGAUAUGGAGUUUCACAUCUACUUAUAAACUCUUACACAUUGGUGAACGUUUACACCGUCAGUCUAUGUGGAGAAACUACAUUUCCAGCAUGUAUAAACAGUUAUUGGCUCUUACAUAAAAUCCCCUAUUCACACAUACAAUGAACUCCAUAGUUUUAGCCUACUGUUCCAUACAUAUUUGGAAGUAGUCCAGCCUAAUGCACAUUGUCUUCAAAGUGAUCGGCACCCUAAGCAUAGGCUUGAUGUUAAAAAGUCAUGGCCCUACAAUCUUAAAAAUCUGUGACUUGUUUCUGUGUUUUCAUCCUUGUUCUCAAACCUUCACUUUGAGAAAGUCCUAAUUUCCUAUCCUAGUGCCCUGGUAAUGAAAAGGAAGGAUGUCACAUCCCUUCUACCUCCCUCUUUCCAGUGUCCGUUGAGGCCCUCUUUCUCAGAUAAAUGAUUAGGCCUACCAAUGACAAUGACCCUUCCAGAUGAUCUCUUUCCUCUUUCCGGUGUUCUUUCCAAAGGCCUUAUCGAGGCUAGCCUGAUUCCAGAUCUGUUUGUGCUGUUUUGACAACUCCUAUGGUCAUUGUCAUACUGCACAAACAUUAGUUGGCAAGACAGCACCAACAGAUCUGGGACCAGGAUGGUCUAUAUCUAUGUAUGGGUUCUAUAGGUCCAGUGGGGUGUACGGGUUCUAUAGGUCCAGUGGUGUGUAUGGGUUCUAUAGGUCCAGUGGGGUGUAUGGGUUCUAUAGGUCCAGUGGGGUGUAUGGGUUCUAUAGGUCCAGUGGGGUGUAUGGGUUCUAUAGGUCCAGUGGUGUGUACGGGUUCUAUAGGUCCAGUGGUGUGUAUGGGUUCUAUAAGUCCAGUGGGGUGUAUGGGUUCUAUAGGUCUAGUGGUGUGUAUGGGUUCUAUAGGUCCAGUGGUGUGUAUGGGUUCUAUAGGUCCAGUGGUGUGUAUGGGUUCUAUAGGUCCAGUGGUGUGUAUGGGUUCUAUAGGUCCAGUGGUGUGUAUGGGUUCUAUAGGUCCAGUGGUGUGUAUGGGUUCUAUAGGUCCAGUGGUGUGUAUGGGUUCUAUAGGUCCAGUGGUGUGUAUGGGUUCUAUAGAGGUGACACAUCAAUGAUCAGUACUGUAGAGGUGCCACAUCUAUGAUCAGUACUGUAGAGGUGCCACAUCUAUGAUCAGUACUGUAGAGGUGCCACAUCUAUGAUCAGUACUGUAGAGGUACCACAUCUAUGAUUAGUACUGUAGAGGUGCCACAUCUAUGAUUAGUACUGUAGAGGUGCCACAUCUAUGCUUCGUGUAAACUAGACUCAUUGCCGGGUUGUGGAGAAGACAGAUGGUGUGUCAGAAUAAAGAAAUAUGGGAUAUAGAGAAGACAGCUGUUGUCUCAGAUUAAAGAAAUACGGGAUGUAGAGAAGACAGCUGGUUUGUCAGUGUAAACAAAGACAUUGGAAUCCAUUGUUCUACACACUUUUAUUGUUUUUAUGCAACUUUUUGUCUUCUAUUUUGCAAGAGAGACUUUCUGUCUCUAAUAUGUUCAAAGUUGAAAUAAUGCAAUGUUGAUUGAGAUAAUAUAGGUAUUUUUGAAGUGGGGCCAACUUUCAGAGUCGUAUAUGUUUGAGUCUUAUCUAUGAGAUAAAAUCUCUUUGUUCAAUGUUGAAAUUAUUGAAUGUUAAUUGUAGGGAAAUGUAUUUUUUGUAAGAGUGCCAACUUUCAGAGUCAUAUCUGUUUAACCUCUUGUAGUUUUGCAUUUAACCCAUGAUGUCACCUUUGGGAAAUGUGAUUGUCAGCUAAAAGCCAAUCAGAGCAGAGCUCUUCAUGGGACACUGCCAACCUGCCCAGUAGUUUACAUUCUGUGUGCAAGACCACACGCACGCACACAUACACCCACACACACAUCCAUACAUUCCAUACAUGUAGAUCAUUUAGCCUCCCUGUGACGUUGUGAGAGAUCAGACCUCUGAUUUCACGAACCUGUGGAAAUGGAUGUUGUUAUUGAAAAAGGUCUUGGAUGAUAGCUUGUCUGACAGCUUUAGAACGGGUGGGGUUUUGACAAUAACUCCAACAUUCCAGCGUCCGUUGUCUGUCCCUUUUGUUCAUAUCAACCAGUCUUACGUACUGUACUGUAUGUCUGGAACCAACAGGACCCUGAACCGUUUCUACCCUCAAGCUAUAAGACUACUAAAGAGUUAGUCUGGCUAUUUGGUUAACUAUGUAAAUAUCUGCAUUGACCCUUUUUGCAAUAAAAAAAAAAAAAAAACAUAUGACAUACCCUGCUGCUACCAUCUGCUAUCUGUCACUUUAGUCCUAGUUAUA
Molecule: messenger RNA, 4566 nt
Organism: Oncorhynchus mykiss (rainbow trout)
Lineage: Eukaryota; Metazoa; Chordata; Actinopteri; Salmoniformes; Salmonidae
Source: RefSeq, a predicted model, not a curated record